UACUUAGUAUUUUUAUUACAGAGUUAGUAGAAAGAUCGAAAAGACGAUGGCUCGACUAAGCUUCAUUGUGACGAUCAUCGCCGUUGCACUGGCAUGCGUACUCGCGGAAGAAGAGUUGUAUUCGAAUCGGUACGAUGAUAUCGAUAUCGAUAGAAUUCUUGAGAAUAAAAAACUGCGAUUGCAAUAUUACAACUGCUUCAUGGACACCGAACCGUGCAGAACCGCAGAUGCGAAAUUCUUUCAUGAGGUCAUAAGUGAAGCUAUGCAAACUCAAUGCAGAAGGUGUACUGAAAAACAAAAAGUUCUUUUAAACCGCAUGGCCGAUUGGUAUACGCAGAAUGCGCCUGAACAAUGGGAAGCCUUCAUUAGGAAGACUCUAGAGGAUACACUACAGAAAAAAGGUUAAAUGAAAGACUUGACCUAUUGACGACAAAGAAAACUUCAAUAGUUAAUCAUCUAAAAAAUUAUCUUUUACAUCUGAAAAAUCUUAAUAUCAAUCAGAUGAAAAGAAAUUAAAGCUGUAUUUUGCGAUAUUGCGUAGUGUAGUAUAUGUAUAAUGUUACAUUAUUAGAAUAAAUAUAUUAAAUAAAUUCAA
Messenger RNA from Solenopsis invicta (red fire ant), 595 nucleotides. Its product is annotated as putative odorant-binding protein A10. The transcript is spliced from 2 exons. Bases 47 to 406 code for a protein of 119 amino acids. The record is from RefSeq and is a predicted model, not a curated record. Lineage: Eukaryota; Metazoa; Arthropoda; Insecta; Hymenoptera; Formicidae.